UCUCCAUGAUUUAAACAAUUUUGAAUAGUCAUUUCCAAAAUACCCAGAUCACAAAACCACCCACCCGGCCUAUAUAUCGAUGGAAGAACAAGAAGAACAGGAGACAAAGCAGCCACGACAUCAUGAUUCAGCAGGUCACCAUACAAGAAGGAAUAACUUAAGAAAGGGUUUUGUAGAGAUGAUGUUAAGACCAAUACAAUGGUUGAAAAUGUUGGGUGAAGAGCUGCAUUGGAGCUUUGUGUUGGGAGUGGUGAUAGUGUACGGAAUCAGUCAGGGUUUUGGUGUGGGAUUGAGUAGAGUCAGCACACAGUAUUACAUGAAAGAUGUGCAGAAGGUGCAACCUUCUCAAGCACAGGUCUUGAUUGGGGUAAUCCACUUUCCUUGGAUUGUUAAGCCCCUUUGGGGUCUCCUCACUGAUGUUGUCCCCAUUUUUGGUUACCGGAGACGGCCUUAUUUCAUUUUUGCUGGGGUACUUGGUGUUAUCUCCAUGCUAGUUCUAUCACUCCACAAGAGUUUGCAUCUUGCAUUUGCCUUGUUAUCUCUGGUGGCAGGAAGUGCUGGUAUUGCAAUUGCAGAUGUGGCUAUUGAUGCCUGUGUCACACAGCAUACCAUAAGUCACCCCUCCCUUGCUGGUGAUAUGCAGAGCUUGUGUGGACUGAGCUCUUCUAUUGGAGCAUUGAUAGGAUUCUCUCUUAGUGGCUUUUUUGUUCACCUAGCUGGGGCUAAGGGUGUAUUUGGGUUGCUUAGUAUCCCAGCUAGCCUAGUUGUUUUGGUUGGGAUCUUGUUGAAAGAAUCCCACGUGCGCAACUUUGCUUACAAAAGAGUAAAGGAGAAGUUUGUAGAUGCUAGCAAGACUAUGUGGACAACACUCAAAUGUCAGGAUGUAUGGAGACCAUGUUUGUACAUGUACUUGUCUCUUGCAUUGGGUUUGCAUAUCCACGAAGGGAUGUUCUAUUGGUACACAGAUGCAAAGGAGGGUCCAUCUUUCUCACAGGAGGUUGUUGGAUCCAUUUUCUCUGUUGGUGCUGUGGGCUCUCUCUUUGGGGUCCUUCUGUACCAAAACUUUUUGAAAAACCAUCCUUUCCGUGAUGUACUUUUUUGGGCCCAGUUGUUGUAUGGUAUGUCUGGAUUGCUAGAUUUGGUAUUGGUGUUGCGUAUAAAUUUGAAACUUGGUAUGCCAGAUUACGUUUUUGUGGUGAUUGAUGAAGCUGUUUCCCGUUUGAUUGGGCGGAUUAAAUGGAUGCCUUUUCUUGUACUCAGCUCCAAGCUUUGCCCAGCUGGUAUAGAAGGCACUUUCUUUGCUCUAAUCAUGUCAAUUGAUCAUAUAGGGUUGCUUUCAUCAGCUUGGUCAGGAGGCCUAGUGCUCCACAUCUUGAAUGUCACACGAACACAAUUUGACAACCUUUGGAUAGCCAUUUUAAUUAGGAGCUUGCUAAGACUUAUUCCAAUUGGAUUCCUAUUUUUGGUACCUAGAAGUGAUCCCAAGUUGUCCAUCCUUUCAUCUGAGAUGUUGAGGACAAAAAAGAGCAAUGAUAUACUUGAUCAAGAGAAUAUUGAAAUGGCCUCCCUUGUCAAUAGCAUUGACUAGAACCUGGGUUUGAAUUAAGGCAGAAUUUCAAGAGAGAACAAGAAAUGAAGCAAGUGAUUAUAUCAUCUAGUUGGACAUCUCCAAAAGUUAACAUCCUGUUUCCUUGCUGGAAGGUUGUUGUAGCAAUUAUCUUUAGAAUGUUAGAAUACUUCAGUAUGUAAGGACGUGCUCCUUUUUGUUCCUAACCACUAUGUUUCCGGAGGUAAUACCAUUGGUUCCCUUUGAAUAUAUUCUUAUUUGAAGUUGUUAUUAAGCACUUCAUAAGGCAAAAAUAAAUUACCAAAGCAUCUGACGAUAUGAGGUUCAGACUCUGGAAAUUCUCACUUUACUGAAUUGCCUCUUUGCCUCAAGCCCUGGAAGCAAACUAGGCAACAAUUUUGAGAGGGAGCAGACAGAGACAUUCUACAAGACUUAGUUGAUUUCACAGUGACUAUAUUUCAAGGUAUCUAGCAGGUUGUCUCUCUUUCUGUCUGUUUGAAUUGUAUCAAUUUUUUCUGACCAUCUUUUCAGUAAAACCACUGAUCCA
Molecule: messenger RNA, 2114 nt
Organism: Theobroma umbraticum
Lineage: Eukaryota; Viridiplantae; Streptophyta; Magnoliopsida; Malvales; Malvaceae
Product: Major facilitator superfamily protein
Cellular component (GO): membrane
Source: RefSeq, a predicted model, not a curated record